ACGCAUCGUGUAGCCCGUACUCUGGUGUCAGGUCUGUGGGCGCUGCCCCGGGUGCUGGCACUGGCAGCUGGACUGUCGGCAACAGGCGGAGCGGGUCAGGCCAUGGCGGCUCUGGAGUGGUAUGCACACAAGGCUCUGGGGGACGGCGUGUACUGGAUCCAGGAACGCUUCUACGAGUCAGGGAACCGAGCCAACAUCUGGCUGGUGCAGGGCUCCCACCAGGACCUGGUCAUAGACACCGGCCUGGGGCUCCGCAGCCUUCCCGAAUACCUCAGCUCCUCCGGGCUGCUGCCGCACGGCAAGGACGGGGGAUCGGGGCGCCGGCCGCUCAUGGCGGUGGCCACACACGUCCACUUCGACCACGCCGGGGGCCUUCACCAGUUCCAGCAGGUGGCCGUACACCGGGAGGAGGCGGAGGCUCUGAUCCGGGGGGACAACUUCGAGACGGUGACCUGGCUGUCCGACAGUGAGGUGGUGAGAGAGCCGAUCCCGGGGUGGAGUGCCAGCCAGUUCAAGGUGGAGGCGGUGAAGCCCAGCCAUAUCCUGGAGGAUGGUGACGUCAUCAGCCUUGGCGACAGACAGCUGGCAGUAAUGCAUAUGCCGGGACACUCCCGAGGAAGUAUCUGCUUACAUGACAGAGAUCGGAAGAUGCUUUUCAGCGGAGAUGUGGUGUAUGAUGGAUCCAUGAUCGACUGGUUGCCUUACAGUAAUAUCUCUGAGUAUGUUCGGUCCUGUGAACGUCUCAAGGGUUUGGUGGACAGAGGUUUGGUGGAGAGAGUGCUGCCAGGGCACUUCAACACAUUUGGAGGAGAAAGACUGCACCGCUUGGCCUCCAACUACAUUACGAAUGCUGGACUGUGCCAUAAGGUCUCCACCUGUGCAGUGAGGUCUGUGGCGGGGAUUGCACUUCGUGUAACUAAUUCCCGGAGAACAACCUGAAUUACUGGAUGUACCGUGCCAAUAAUAAACUAAACAGAAGGAUUUCUAUGCAAACAUCUAAUACCAAACAAGAUAACCAAGCAUUCUGUUACGUAUAUAGAUGCCAUUAUUGCUGCCCAUAUCAGCUUAUAUUAUAAUCAAACUGCAAGCAUAUCUGGAAAAUACAUAUAAAUCUAUUAAUCAAAUAACUUUAUUAGUAGGAGAAACUGACAGAUACCCAUUACUAAAUGGAAUGAAUUGAUGCUUUAUUCAUUCAGAGUAAUAUUUUUUGGCUAAAAUACAGAGAGACUUAUGUACUGGGAAGUAAAUAUAGCGAAAGGAUAUACAGGUAAAUCCUGCAAAGCAAAAGUAUGCUAUUGUUGGUCUGUAGAAGCUUAUUUCUUACAGUAUAAAUUGAUUGUUGAAACGCAAGUUGUAAAGGUACAUGUUUUUUCACCUUAAUACAUUCUAUGCAUUAAGGUGAAAAAACAUCCGACGAUCACUAGCCCCCCCGUUUACUUACCUGAGCCCUUGAAAGCCCCACGUCAGGAACACACUGGCUUCUCGUCUCAUUUAUUGGAUGAUUGAUAGCAGCGCAGCCAUUGGCUCCCGCUGCUGUCAAUCAAAUCAAUGAUGCAGUGCGC
This is a messenger RNA of Rana temporaria (common frog), 1562 nucleotides long. It is a transcript of the gene MBLAC2, whose product is annotated as metallo-beta-lactamase domain containing 2. The coding region runs from base 103 to 939 and encodes 278 amino acids. NCBI's taxonomy places the organism in Eukaryota, Metazoa, Chordata, Amphibia, Anura, Ranidae. The record is from RefSeq and is a predicted model, not a curated record. The transcript is spliced from 2 exons.